AUGCUUGUCCAUUACUGCAACUGUACUUACAACACGGCUGUUGCUUUCAGUCCAUCUGUGUUCUCACAGAACACCGCCUGCUCAAAUUGCGGCUCUAUUUCAACCGAUAUCGACGUGCGAUCAAAGGUCGAAGCACAAGCCAACAUGCAGCACGACGAGCUUGCGCAGCUGUUCGCAGCUAAUAUGCACCUGUCUCAGAAUGCACCACAGCAGAGUCAGCAGACACAGCCUGUACCAGUGCCGCAGCAGGCAGAGCAGGAGGCGACCAAGGCGAUAGUGUAUGCUUCAAGCCACUACACGCACUCACAUCAUGUUGUGCCAACCCGGAGUGCUUCUGAGCCUCCAGUAAGGACAAACAUUGAGCUGUCGGAGCUGGGAGCGAUCCUCGUACGCAAUAGCAUCAACCCUGAGUUGUUGUUUCCGUCCCAAGUUGAGCUGUUCCAGAACGCAGACGACGACCAGCGAUUAAGGCUGCUCGAGCUGUGGCGCAUCUCACCACCACAGGGCCGACAAGGAUACCCAGAAGGGUCAGACUACAAUAUGUCGAGGCAACUGUACGACUGGCCACCCACGAGCCUGAGUCAGGAGGAGGCCAUGGCAAAGCUGCGGUACGAGAAGGCUCAGCAGGAAGAGCAGAAGGCUCGCGAGCUCAGCGCGUCACCGCAGGUUGCCGAGCCGUACAUGAUGUCGGGCUACGACAUGCUCGCAAAGCGCGAGUACGAGCAGUCGGGCAAGGAGGCGAGCUACAACCAGGCCACGGAUCCCGUGUACAACAGCAGCAGCAGCAGCAGUAGCAACGGCCUGUGGCAGAACAAGGUCGGUAACAUGUCGGACAUGGAGAACAACUACGGCGCGUAUGCGUAUGCGCGAGAGUACGGGUUCCAGCAGCCACUGUACGCCGACGAGGAGAUGGUCAUGUGA
Molecule: messenger RNA, 921 nt
Organism: Didymella exigua CBS 183.55
Lineage: Eukaryota; Fungi; Ascomycota; Dothideomycetes; Pleosporales; Didymellaceae
Exons: 2
Coding region: 1-921 (306 amino acids)
Source: RefSeq, a predicted model, not a curated record